Molecule: messenger RNA, 4039 nt
Organism: Haemorhous mexicanus (house finch)
Lineage: Eukaryota; Metazoa; Chordata; Aves; Passeriformes; Fringillidae
Product: zinc finger CCCH-type antiviral protein 1-like
Exons: 19
Coding region: 98-2596 (832 amino acids)
Molecular function (GO): NAD+ poly-ADP-ribosyltransferase activity; metal ion binding
Source: RefSeq, a predicted model, not a curated record
CGGUGACGAGACCCCGCCUUGUUCCUGCUCCUGUUCCCGCUCUCGCCCCGCUCCUGUCGCAGUCCGUUCACGGUCCCGUCCCGGGCGGAGGAUCAGCAUGUGCGAUCCGGCCGUGUCCAGUUUCCUCACCCAGACGCUGUGCGCCCAUGGCGGGCGGAUGGGGCUGCGGGAGCUGCAGGAGAACAUCGGGCUGUCGGCGCUGCAGCUGGAGAAUACGCUGUCGGCGGCGGGUCCCCGGCGGUUCCUGGUUCUGGAGGGCGGCCAGGUGGUCCUAGCCGUGACGGACGUGCGGGUCUGUGUCCGCAAGGAGUGCGACGGCUGCGAGCGGCUGCACCUCUGCAAGCUGCACCUCAUGGGCAGGUGCCACCUGGGGCCCAGCUCUUGUAAGUACUCGCAUGACAUCAUGAAUGCGGAGAACAAGAAAGUUCUAAAAAAACAUGAUUUGUCUGGCCUCAGUGAGAAUGAGCUGCAUGUCCUGCUUCUCCAAAAUGAUGCAUUCUUCCUCCCUGAUGCCUGCCAGUUAUACAACAAAAAAGGUUCUCACUGUAUGCAGCAAAACAACUGCAACAAGCUUCAUGUUUGUCAACACUUUCUCAAGGGGAAGUGUAAAUUUCCUCGAUGCAUAAAUUCCCAUAACCUCUUGGAUGACCAUGCAUUGAGAGUGUUGGAAACUGUAGGCAUUGAUGGGAAGAUAGCUUCAAACUUCCAGGCUAUAUGUGAUUACAAGCAUGUGGAAUUCAACAGGGAACAGAAGAAGGUGUAUGUACGUAACUACAGAAAUGAUAAUUGGAAAAAGCCAGCAGUCAGAAGGAUUAAAGAACUGAAGACAACUUUGGAAACAGUGCAAUGCAUGCUGGAUGGGCCACCUUCAGGAGGUCCCAGUAGCACCGAACCUGCCCAGAGCCGAGACCAGUUGCCAGCAGGAGUGGGAGACAAAGGUCCCAGUAGCACCGUACCUGCCCAGAGCCGAGACCAGUUGCCAGCAGGAGUGGGAGAUAAAGAUAAAGGUCCCAGUAGCACCGUACCUGCCCAGAGCCGAGACCAGUUGCCAGCAGGAGUGGGAGAUAAAGGUCCCAGUAGCACCGUACCUGCCCAGAGCCGAGACCAGUUGCCAGCAGGAGUGGGAGACAAAGGUCCCAGUAGCACCGAACCUGCCCAGAGCCGAGACCGGUUGACAAUAGGAGUGGGAGAUAAAGGUCCCAGUAGCACUGUACCUGCCCAGAGCCGAGACCAGUUGCCAGCAGGAGUGGGAGAUAAAGAUACAGGUAAAAAGGACAGUUCCUCUGAUGAAGCUUCAAAGGACAACAAAAAAGAUAACUGUGAUGAGAUCUGUUUGUUCUAUGUCUGGAAGUACUGCAAAAACAAGGAUAAAUGCAAAUCUGUUCAUUACCAUUUGCCAUAUAAAUGGGAGAUACAUGAUGGAUUGAACUGGAAAGAACUUUCCAUGAUGGAGGAAAUUGAAAAGGCCUAUUGUGACCCAAAGAACAGCAGCAUGCCAAGUAAGAACAUUAAUUUCCAGACAAUGACCUGCUCUUCUUCUUUGGUUCGACGCCUCUCUACACCAUCAUCAGUCACAAAACCCACAUUCCUGCUGACCACACAGUGGAUUUGGUACUGGAAGAAUAACCAAGACAAAUGGAUUGAAUAUGGAGAACAGGAAGAAGGGAACAGCACGACCUCACCAUCUUCUGCUAUUAUUGAGAAUUUGUAUCAAGCAGAUCCAUGUGCCAUUGUACCUUUCCAGGCUGGCCAACAUCAGUAUGAACUCAAUUUUAAAGAAAUGAUUCAGACAAAUACUCAUUUUAAAACUCGAAGACAGGUUUGCAGGCGACCAAAAUUUGUGUCUUCUGAAGAUGUGCAGAAGAUAAAGACAGGCAGCCAAAGGGAUUCUUCUAUUCCAAAUCAGACCUGUCCUAGUCACUGGGAUGGAUCUGCACUGCCUGACUUCGGAUACAAGGCAGUGGUGAUCAGCAACACAACCUCUGAAUACAAUGAAAUAAAGCAGCUGUUUCAUCAGACUAUGAAAAAUUACAGCAUCCUUAACAUACAGAGGAUUCAGAAUCCAUCCCUCUGGAAGGUGUUUCAGUGGCAAAAAGAGAAGAUGAAAAGAGAAAAUGGAGGAAAGGAAGUCCCGGAAAAACGCCUCUUCCACGGAGCUGACGUCACGUCCAUGGAAACGAUCUGCAGUCAGAACUUUGACUGGAGAAUUUGUGGAAGCAAUGGAACUAACUAUGGGAAGGGAAGUUACUUUUCUAGAGAUGCUUGCUAUUCCCACACCUACUGUCAGGCUACGCUGCAGGGACACUUCAUGUUCGUGGCUCGUGUUCUGGUUGGAGACUACGUGAAAGGCAACGCCGCCUUCGUCCGUCCCCCAGUGAAGUGUGCUGACAAGCUGUGGUUAUAUGACAGCUGUGUGGAUGAUGAAUUCAAUCCUGCUGUUUUUGUUGUCUUUGAAAAACACCAGAUUUACCCAGAGUACAUAAUAGAGUAUAAAGAGACAGGAAUAAGUGAGCAGAAAGAGACAGGAAUAAGACAGCAGAAAGAGACAGGAAUACGAGUGUCUAGAGAGGAGGGAAGAAAAUGUGUCAUAUCUUAGAGGAAUGUGGCAGUUUGUGUCCCUCAUCUUGUUUCUCGUAUUGCAGGUGUUCUCCUACUUGGUGACUUCUUUCUUUUUAAUACAGUUCUUGGGAAUGUUAAUCCAAUUUUUGCAUUGAGGAGGGCUGGCAAAGCAGAUGUUACAUUUGUUGUGACUGCCUUAUCUUCUCUUCCUCUCUUAAAUCAAGCACAGACAUUUUGAUAACCAUAGCAGAAAAAUCAGAAUUGUGGGAUGGGAAAUUGAAUGUUAUGACUGCUGUGGGCAAAUAAUUGUAAAUGCAUCGUCUAAAAAAAUAGAGAGGACUUCGCAAACAGUUAAAAGAAAAAUUAACAGAACAGUAGUUUUAAAGGAAACUGUCAGGUUUUUAGUAGCCAGAGACUCUUUUCAGUGCAGAAUUCAUCUGUUCUUGAUCCUCUCAUCUAUCAUUAUUAUAAACAACUCAGUGUAGGUAAUAAUUACUUGAGUUUGUUUUCAAAGCACUGCUUCUAAUGCUGGUACAUGUUUUGAGUUAAAAUGAUAAACAAAAAAAGAAAAAGCAUAUUUUAAAUCCAUGUCGUUAGUUCUCGAAAAUUUUCAUCUGUACAAUGGCAGAUGGAUCAGAAAGCUGUUGAAUCAGAUUCUUUGUGGAAAUGAGCAGUAACUUGCUGUAACCUAUACAAAAGCAGAGCUCAACUGAAACUGUAAAAGCCACGACAUGUGAGUAAGCAGAUACCAAAAUUUGGUGGUUUGGCUACAACUAAUGGCAUAAGGACACAAAGGCUGUGUCCCAACGAGCCAGGCUUUCCAGUGGGUGUGGCCACGUAGCGCAGCAGGACAGAAGAAACUUCUUAAGGAUCAUGGAGGUGUUCUGUCCUGUUUGUGCAAUAAUUUUCGUUUUUCCAGAUUAGAAUAGGACCAGAAGAGACCAGUCAGGUUCUCCUGAGGCCAGUGGUAGAACUGCUGUCCUAAGGCACUGUCUGCAUGUUCUGCUGCCCGCUUGCGUGGGGCAGGAUGCUGACAAGUGAGGAUCCUCUUUUUCUUUUGGCGGCGAUCCAGGAUCAGAAACCUCUGGAUGUUAGCAGGGAGUCUGUAAGUGGAUCAGAAUGAAGGCCCUCUGUACAAAAUGCCAUAUUCAGGCAGUUUAGCUGUUCAGAGGAAAACUGGGAGUGAGGACAGAGGAGCAGUAAUUUUUAUCUUCAGAUAAGCUUUCCAGAAAAACCAAUAGCCUCUAAGGUUUUUGCAUCUGUGAUAGAAAUCUGUCAAUCACUCAAAGAUAGCAAGUUCUUCCCAAGAAGAAUGGAAAAGAUAAAUCCAGAAAAUCUUACUAAAAUGACUUAGAACUAAAUGAAAACAUGCAAAGAAGAUUUUAACAUUUUUUAAGAUCUUUCUCUUGUUUGCCUGUAGAAUUCCUGAAUUACUGAGCUUGCUGUAUCUGCAAAUAAAACCUGUGUUUAGGCACUUUCA